AUGACGGCCUUCGAAGACUUCGACGGCAACUAUCGGAAGACGUUGGAAAGGCUUGGAGCCUUUGAGGUUUCUCAGUAGGAUUGAGCUGUGAGAAUUAGGAUUGGAAAUAAUUGAGAAGUAGUUUCAAAUGAAUAAGGGUUUCGGAAGAGUUGAUAGUAAAGGAGGGUGAGAUAUAAGGAUAGAACCUGUAGCUCUGCGGCGCCUCUACGAUGAUCUACGAAAAGCUGUUUCAGGAAAAUAUUAGGAACUAGAUAAUGACGUCAUUGGUUCGACACACUCCUUGAUGAUCGACUGAACUGCAGCGCUCAAAAAAAGAAUUUUUAAGAUUUUCAGAUAAGGUUAAGAACAAUGAUUUAGUUGGAGAAGGGUGUGGGGAAUCAGUGAGAGAGAGUUGAAGUAUCUAGGUUCCAAUUAAGUGAUUUCAGAGAGGCUUUUAAGUAAGGUAGAUAGUAGAAAAACCGCCGUGGCUGCAGAAAUGGACGGAAAAGAGCUUCCGUCGAAAGAUAAAAAUAGGUAGAGUUCUAGAAAUGACCGACGUUAAACAGAAUUGGAACAGCUUGACGAUCGGCAGAGGUCAAACUCGUGGGCUCUUUGGAAGAAGCUGAAGACUGGCAACGGAAAAUGGCGAAGAUUUCGAAAUCGGCAUCGAAAACGAAAUUUCAACAUCAACUACGAUGAGGUAUGAUUUUUUCAGCUUAGAGUUCAUCGAAAAUAGAACUCCUUGGCUAAAAAAAAAAUAAAUGUUUACAGCGAGGUGACGGAACGGAAACGUCUUCUGGACUGAUUCGACUGAGGACGGCGACUGGAGGAUCGACGUUGUCUUCCAAGACAAUUUGA
Caenorhabditis auriculariae is the source of this 837-nucleotide messenger RNA. The record is from the annotation of a GenBank genome assembly. NCBI's taxonomy places the organism in Eukaryota, Metazoa, Nematoda, Chromadorea, Rhabditida, Rhabditidae.